Molecule: messenger RNA, 1134 nt
Organism: Telopea speciosissima
Lineage: Eukaryota; Viridiplantae; Streptophyta; Magnoliopsida; Proteales; Proteaceae
Product: dof zinc finger protein DOF2.4-like
Exons: 2
Coding region: 1-1131 (376 amino acids)
Biological process (GO): regulation of DNA-templated transcription
Molecular function (GO): DNA binding; DNA-binding transcription factor activity
Source: RefSeq, a predicted model, not a curated record
AUGGUUUUUUCUUCUGUUCCAGUCUAUCUAGAUCCACCCAACUGGCAGCAGAACCCAAAUCGUCAACCUGGAGGAAGUAGCAGUACUACUGAGAAUCCUCAUCAUCAGCUUCCCCCGUCUCCACCACCACAGCCUCUGGCUGGUGGGGGUGGGGGUGGGGGUGGGGGAUCAAUCAGGCCCGGAGGUUCGAUGGCAGAUCGGGCUCGGCUGGUUAAAUUGCCACAGCCUGAGGCAGCACUGAAGUGUCCAAGAUGUGAAUCAACCAAUACCAAGUUUUGCUAUUUCAACAAUUACAGCCUGUCGCAGCCCCGUCAUUUCUGCAAGUCUUGUCGACGCUACUGGACAAGAGGUGGUGCUCUAAGGAGUGUUCCAGUGGGUGGAGGUUGUAGAAGGAACAAGAAAAGCAGCAAAGGGAGUAGUUGUAGUAGUAGUAGUAGUAGUAGCUCAAAAUCUUCAGCCUUGUCGGCGGCGGUGAACCCUCAAACUGGCUCACCUGUUGGUACCACAAGUAGUGCAAUCGCCUCCAAUAGCUGCUGCACCACCAGUGAUGUAAUGAGCCAUAUUAAUAUUGCCCCACCACUUCCACCUCUACAAUUACCAUUCUUAGCCUCUUUACAUCUCUCCGAUUAUGGUGCAGCAGACAUUGGCCACAAUUUUGGUGGAAUUCAGGCUGCAACAGGUGGUGACAUGGAGUUUCAGAUAGGAAGCAAUUCAUCAGGUGGUGGUGGUGGUGGCGCCACCAUUUUUUCGGCAGGAGGUACUGAGCAGUGGCGACUACAGCAAGUGCAGCAAUUCCCUUUCUUAACUGGGUUGGGGCCUCCCCCAAGUCUGUACCCAUUUGAAGGUGGUGAAGGAGGUGGUGGUGUUGAGGCACCAGGGGGAGCUGCAGCACAGCUGCUUCGGGCAAAGCCGGCGGUGUCUGGCUCCAGUGGUGGUGGUGUCACACAGCAGCUAGGUUCAGUAAAAAUGGAAGAAAAUCAAGGGUUGUAUUUGUCAAGGCUUCAGUUGUUGGGUAUUCCGGGAAAUGAUGAUGAUCAUAAUAAUCAUCGUAAUCAGUACUGGGGUGGCAAUGCAUGGACAGAUAUUUCUGGUUUCAACAACUCCGCUUCUUCCACCAACCAUCUCUUAUAAGUC